AUGAUUAUUGUUAUUGUUACUUUUCAGAAUCAAAAAUCCCUAAUCCAAUAUUAUUAUUCUGAUACAGCUGAUAUCAGGUAUUCAUUUGAUCCGCGUUUAGUACAAAUUAUUUGCAGUUUCGGGACAGUCUGUUUACUGUUGCAUUCAAUUAGUUUAGCAUCAAGUAGUUAUGCUGAAGAAGAGCAUCAAUUAUGGUAUUAUUUUGGUUCAAGUCUUAUGCUGUUAAUCGGUUUGUUAGUUCUUCUCGGCGAUGUCACUUCAAAUAUUAAAUGGAUUAUAAUAAAAUUAAUCUUGAAGAUACUUCUGUUAGAUCGUUUUCUGCUGCGUCAACUUCAUCGAACUGGUAAUAAAUGGAUACACUUACCAGAUAUAUCUGAUUGGUUAUAUAAGCCUGAAAAUAUCGGUUGGUUGUGGUUGUGGCUAUUAAUAGCAUGGAUCACAUUCCUAGUACUUCGUUGCAAAGCACUAUUUCGUUUACGUCCAACUUGCUCUAUUUGGAAUAAAUGCAAGUAUUACAUACCGAUACCAGUUAGCUUUUUUCUAGUUUGUAAUCAACUGUCAUAUAAAUUAGCUGUAGCUGAAAAUGAAAAUGAAGACGCCGUACACUCAGCUAGAUUUUGUUAUCUGUUAUGCGCUAUAGAUGCAUUUUGUCUAUAUAAAUCAAGAAAUAUUCGUGUGGAUAAAAGUGCAGGUAGAUUAUUUGGUCAAACAACAUCAGAUGCUUCAAAAACAUUUUGGGAUUCAAUUAUACAUCCAUUGUCAACAUUAAUUAUGCUUAUAUGUUUAUUGGGGAAACCUGUGGUUACAAUUCUUUGGCUUGGUAUAUGGAUAAAAGAAGCCCUACUAUCUGAAAUGAUACAAUUAAUAUUUCAUUAUUCCGGUAUGCAUUCAUCGCAUAAAACAUUUCGUUAUGUUUUACCAUUGUGUUCAUGGCUGAUCUAUUGGACACAAGGUUGGGUUAGCUUCUUUCAACAGGGGAAUUCCUUAAGUUUGUCAACUGUCGAUUUGUCUGCUGCAUAUGUUGGUCUUCGGCAUCAUCAACCAUUGAUAGCUGGCCUACUACUAGCCUUUUACACUUAUUCAGGACCAUUAAUCUGGCAGUUAGCCUAUUUCUGUCGAUUUGUCCUACCUGGACAUAAACAUUUCGGUGAAAAAUUCAACUGUCUUGUUUUAGGCUUCAUUAUUUUGCCUAUCACACUGUGUGGCACAUAUUGUUUCUUUCUACAAUCACACUUAUUCAUCUGGACAGUUUUCACGCCAAAAAUGCUUUAUUCUGCUAUUUUUUAUGUAACUCUAGUUCCUGUUCUAUGCUUAUGGGCUGUGAUAACUUCUUGA
Trichobilharzia szidati is the source of this 1335-nucleotide messenger RNA. NCBI's taxonomy places the organism in Eukaryota, Metazoa, Platyhelminthes, Trematoda, Strigeidida, Schistosomatidae. The record is from the annotation of a GenBank genome assembly.